AUGUCCUGCCAACCCUUCACCUCCGUCCCUCAACCACCCACCACACUCCCCUCUUGCGCCGUACCUGUUGGUGGUUCCAAUUCUUCAAUCCUUGACGCAUGCUGCAACGGACACAUCAAUGCCAUCGCUACAUACUCCGCCCCCGACACAACCACAUUACCAAUAUCAGCAUCGUCAACGCCGGUCAUCGUCAACUCUGAAGACAACGACGGCUGCUUCCAGUACUGCAUCACCGAUUCUCCAAACAUCGUUCAGAGUUGCUUAGCACAGAAGAUGGAGGAAUACGAGAAGGACAGCGCGAGUGGCAUGGGCAUGUUCGGCUGCUUCAACACGGAAAAGGCGGUUGGUGCGAGGAAGAUUGAUGACGAUGGUGGAUAUGCUAGUGCAGCUGCUAGGAUUGGUGGAAGUGGGAGCUGGGUCAUUACAGCUUUGCUCGGUCUGAGUGUUGUUGGCGCGGUUAUGGGAGGUGUUUGA
This is a messenger RNA of Alternaria atra, 474 nucleotides long. RefSeq lists its product as uncharacterized. The transcript has a single exon. NCBI's taxonomy places the organism in Eukaryota, Fungi, Ascomycota, Dothideomycetes, Pleosporales, Pleosporaceae. The coding region runs from base 1 to 474 and encodes 157 amino acids. The record is from RefSeq and is a predicted model, not a curated record.